Messenger RNA from Lactuca saligna, 1137 nucleotides. The record is from the annotation of a GenBank genome assembly. NCBI's taxonomy places the organism in Eukaryota, Viridiplantae, Streptophyta, Magnoliopsida, Asterales, Asteraceae.
AUGAAGUUGUCCAAGCUUAAGGAUCUUCAAAGGUUUUGGAAAGUAAUACCAUCUGGUUAUCAACAGUAUGAAGUCAGACUUGGGUAUGAUGCAUAUGUUGUGGAUAUUGGUAGUAGGAUAUGUGCCUGCAGAACUUGGCAGUUAACAGGUUACCCUUGUGUGCAUAGGUAUGCUUGCAUUGCAAGCCUCAACAGGGAUGUAGAGGAGUAUGCGUCACCAUGGUUUACCACAUCAAUGUACCUAAACUGUUACAGGUAUACCAUUAACCCACUAAAUGUUAGUGACAUGUGGCCUCAUGUAGACUACAUCAGCCCAUUGCCCCCCCCCCCCCAAAAGGAAAGGCUACCAGGAAGACCAUCAACAAAAAGGAAAAGGGAUCAGAUUGAGAGGGAAAACCAAGGAAAAAAGCAUUCAAUCACAAAAAGAGGUAGUGUGAUGAAAUGCAACAUAUGUAGGGAAAGUAGGCAUAAUAGAACAACCUGUCCUCAGAAACCAAUUGGGGAAUCAUCAAAUGCAAGUUCAAAGAAAAAGAAAUCCAAGAAAGCUGAUAAAGUGAAGGUUGUAUUGGCACAUGAAGUUGAUAUUGACAGUGACAGUGAAGUUGAAAUAGAACCUGAAAGUGAUGUUGACUCUUUUGAUCUUGAAUUUGAAGAUGAUGUGCAACCUGAAGUUGAAGAUGGAGUAGAACCUGAAGUCCAAGAUGGAGUGCAACAUGAAGUUCAAGAUGAAGUGCAAGCUGAAGUUGAACCUGAAAAGCAUCCUGAAGUUCAUGAUGCUAACCAAGUUGAAGUUCACCUUGCAGUUCAAGCUGAAGUUGAACCUGAAGUGCAAGUUCAAGUUGAAGAUGCUAACCAAAUUGUAGUUCAAGAUCAAGUGGAAAUACCAGCUUUUCAAGUUGUAGUGGGAAAGAGGGCAAGGAAAUCUUUAGAAAGAAUUACAAAACUGAAGAUAAGAAAGAUGUGGGAGGGAAAACAGGGCAGUAGUGAUGACAAUCCGUAUGAGUUGGAUUAACUUUUGUCUUAUUGUACUGUUGUUAAUGUUUUUGGCAUCAUUGACUGAUAUCUUUUAACUUUGGAAUCUUUUGGCACAUCUUUUGAAAACUAGUUGGAAUAGCUUAACUUUUUGCACAUCUUUUGG